CUAAUGGUCAAUGCAAGAAUUGGAGUUCCUAUCCACGGACGUCAUCACGUUAGUAUUCUGUUGACGUGGCGUAGCUAAACAAACGAACGCCAGUAAACCGGGGGAAGAAUGGAUGUGGCUUAGGUCGUCGACGGAAAAGUGCUCAUGUUUUCAGUGAAAAAUGACUGGGAGAAGCCAGCACUAUGGUUUCCAUUCAGCCACGACGAUGCAGCCUGCCAAUGGAGGACAUGCCUACCUAUUUGGGAACAGCGCUGAGAACGAUCUUGCUGAGGAGGAUGGAGAGAGCUACGAGCUGCGCACCCGAGGCCGGGACCGGAGGAGCACCUCCAGGGAGAAGUCAGACGACAUUGUCCACCUGGUCCGAGACAUUAAAGAAGGGGACACUCUGAAUAGCUUCUCCCUGCAGUACCACUGCUCAGUAGCAGACAUCAAGAGGGCCAACAACCUGUUGACAGAGCAGGACUUCUUUGCGCUGAGAUCCAUCAAGAUCCCUGUGAAACGUUUCAGCGUGCUGACAGAGACCCACAACACUGCUCCUCUCAAAUCUGCUUCCCACACAGGCCACCGACGCAUCCACCAGCCCCCCAUCUCCACAGAGACUUGCACAGACUCCUCCUCCUCGUCCACAGACAGUGUGGGCAGCUUCCUGCAGGAGAAGGACAAGGACAUUGAGCUGCUGGUCAAGUCCACUGGCACCUCCAGAAGCAGCCUGAACGAGGUGGUCUCUUCCCUGACCCUCCAGCAGCCCUUAUUACUGGGGGAGCCUGACUUCAAGCCUAUCCUCAGGAAGGACCCCUACCAUGGGGCAGACUGGGGCAUGAGGUGGUGGAUGGCGGUGGCCAUCAUGGUGGUGGUUGGCAUCGUCACACCAGUGUUCUACCUGCUCUAUUACGAGGUGCUGAUGAAGGUGGACGUGAGCCAUCACACCACCACGCCAUUGGCCAAUCCGAAUGGCAUGCAGAAUGCCCAGAUGCCUGAGCCUGUGGCAAUCAAUGGAGGGCCCAACUCAAGAGCUCACGCUGGAAACAUACCUAAACCAGAUUCACAUGGACACAAUGAUGUGGAUGACCACCUUGGCCCCAAGAAAGAGAAAACGUAGUGAGGGUGAGUCACACUUAAGGAGUGGGAGAUAUUUGAGCAGUUCUACAUGGUACAAUUUCUCUGAGAGUAACUUUAUGGGGAACAGAAUCCAUUGGAAAAUUAUGGAGGGGAAUAAUUUGUGGACAUACAGUAUGUAUGUUUUUUAAAAGUUUUUAAAGCACUUUUUUUUUGUUGCACAGAGGUACCCAACUGCUUACUGUCCCCUUUGUCAGCUGUUGGAACUGUUUCUGUAAUGCUGUCUAAAGGGUUUGUGCUAUCUGGGAUCCUUGGGAUGUCCCUACCCCUUAACCUCUGCGUUACCAUAUGAGGUUAACUUAAAUGGGUUGUCAGUUGGACAUCCCAAUGACCCUGUCUAAAGUGAGGGUUAUUUUCCUGGUCAAAAGUUUGCUGCCACUUAUCAAUGACAGUAAUUUGAGGAAUAUUGGUCUUAUACUUUCAGUAUUGUCUAAAAUGUGUUACAAAUCUUGAACAUUGCUUGUAUAUUUUUUUUGCCCGUCUAGGGAGAACUGCAUUUUGACUCACAAAAACUAUAUUUCUACUUAGGGCAUGGUGACAAAACAGGAAAUGCACAAUAUUCCCAAACACUAGCUAGCUAUAUUCUAGUGAAAUGUUAUUUUAGUUCCUUUUCCUCAUGUCCAUUUCAUAAAAUCAUGUAACAAACAGUAUGUGCCUUCAACUUGUGGGACACUACAAAAAACUGAAAUUAGUAUAUUUUGAAUAAAUUAUUGAUGCUCA
This is a messenger RNA of Oncorhynchus gorbuscha (pink salmon), 1836 nucleotides long. Its product is annotated as lysM and putative peptidoglycan-binding domain-containing protein 3-like. NCBI's taxonomy places the organism in Eukaryota, Metazoa, Chordata, Actinopteri, Salmoniformes, Salmonidae. The record is from RefSeq and is a predicted model, not a curated record. Gene Ontology annotation, cellular component: Golgi apparatus. Bases 161 to 1099 code for a protein of 312 amino acids. Gene Ontology annotation, biological process: Golgi organization. The transcript has 3 exons.